CGGCCGGGGCCCUGGCUUUUACUUUUAGGGCUGGGGCGGCUCCAGGGACCGGUCCGCUCCGGUGAAGUCCGCCGAGCGUCAGGACCAGGGGUGUCGGAGGAGGCCGCCGCGAACCUCUCACCUUCGACCCCCGCUGAAGCGGCCUCGGAGCCGGCGGCGUCUGCCAGACCCUCGGCGGGCUGCGCGCGACCGCCCCGGUUCAGUCUGGGGCUGCGGCGGGAACCGCCGAACUGGCUGGACGGGUCCUUUUUUCUGAAGACCCGGCGGAGGAGAAGAGGCAGCGCGACCGGCUCGCCUCCCGAGCCCCGAGGUCAGGCCGCGGGCUCCGGGGCUCCUCGGCUGUGGUCUCCCGUCCUUGCCCCCGCGUUCCCGGCCGGAGGAUCCGCGACCUCGCCCGCGCCGCCCGGCUGCUCCUCCGAGUGUGGCAACGAGCCCUCUGGCGGGGUGAUCUGUCCUCCUUGUUCUUGCUCGGGAGAGGCAGCUAUCCGAAGGGGACCUGUGCUCUUUAAAAGUUUGAACCGAAGUGGAAAUGCGUGUCCUCGUUUUCUGGACCGCUGACGGUUUCCACUCUAGCCGCGGUCUGAGAUCACAUUCAGAGUAAAAAAAAAAAAAAAAAAAAAAGCAAGAGAGAAAGAAACGGGGAAAGUACCUCUAAGAGCCCUCUGCAGGAGAUUCCUCUCGCCCGAGAAGGGCAGAUGAACUUUGGAGUUAAGAUGCAGGGAGGUGAGCCGGCACCAGUCCUGAAAGCCUCGGAGAGUGAAGGGAAGCUGGAGGGCCUGGCCACCGCGGUGACCCCGAACAAGAACAGCAGCAACAGCAGCUGUGGGGGUGCCAUCAGCAGUAGCAGCAGUAACAGCAGCCGCGGUGGCAGUACGAAAGGCUGGCAGUACAGCGACCACAUGGAAAAUGUUUAUGGCUAUUUAAUGAAGUACACCAACCUCGUCACUGGGUGGCAGUAUAGGUUUUUUGUUUUAAACAAUGAAGCUGGGCUAUUGGAGUACUUUGUGAAUGAACAGUCUAGAAAUCAGAAACCCAGAGGUACUUUGCAGCUUGCAGGCGCUGUGAUCUCGCCCAGCGAUGAGGACUCCCACACCUUCACAGUGAAUGCUGCCAGCGGGGAGCAGUAUAAACUCAGAGACAUUACUUUGUUUUUCUCACAGAAUAAUCCUCCCCUGAAGUCACGGAGCUUCUCGCUUGCAUCUAGUGGUAAUUCUCCCAUAUCCCAGAGGAGACCGAGUCAGAAUGCCAUUUCGUUUUUUAAUGUGGGACAUUCCAAACUGCAAUCAGUGAACAAAAGAGCUCAUUUGCAUCCAGACCAUCUUGUGGAAGUCAGAGAAAUGAUGACUCAUGCAGAAGGACAACAACGAGACCUGAUUAGACGGAUCGAAUGCCUUCCUGCUUCUGGCCUUCUUAGUUCUUUGGACCAGGACCUCUUGAUGCUCAAAGCUACUUCCAUGGCAACGAUGAACUGCUUAAACGACUGCUUCCACAUUCUCCAGCUGCAGCACGCGUCCCAUCAGAAGGGCUCGUUGCCCCCAGGAGCAACCAUUGAGUGGUUGGAACCAAAGAUACCUUUAUCAAACCACUAUAGGAAUGGAGCUGAGCAGCCCUUUGCACCUGAGCCGAGUAAGCCCAUGGCCGUCCCGGAAGCACAGUCUGCCGCAGAGUCUGGAGCAGUAGCAAGGGAACCCGAAGAGAUUGAUGCAGAUGAUGAGCUCGAGGACACCUGUGACAACAAGGAGGACGACCUGGGGGCGGUGGAGGAGCAGCGCAGCGUCAUCCUGCAUCUCUUGUCACAGCUCAAGCUGGGCAUGGACCUAACGAGAGUGGUGCUGCCUACAUUUAUCCUGGAGAAGCGCUCCUUAUUGGAGAUGUAUGCAGAUUUCAUGUCUCAUCCAGACCUGUUCAUAGGCAUUACCAAUGGAGCCACGCCCGAGGACCGGAUGAUUCGCUUCGUUGAGUACUACCUUACCUCAUUUCACGAAGGCCGAAAGGGAGCCAUUGCUAAGAAGCCGUACAAUCCUAUCAUUGGGGAGACUUUCCACUGCUCCUGGAGGGUGCCAAAGGGUGGAAUGGCAUCCGGUUUGAGUGGCAGCUCUUGCACCUCCACCGUCACAAAUCAUGCUCCUCUGCCAGAGGAUGUUCUAGCCCAGGGGGUCUCAGACUGUUACACUGUCAGAUUUGUCGCUGAGCAAGUUUCCCAUCAUCCUCCAGUCUCAGGAUUUUAUGCAGAAUGUACAGAAAGGAAGAUGUGUGUAAAUGCACACGUCUGGACUAAAAGCAAGUUCUUAGGCAUGUCCAUAGGUGUGACAAUGGUCGGAGAAGGUGUCCUUAGUCUGCUGGAACAUGGAGAGGAAUACACAUUUUCACUGCCGUGUGCGUACGCCCGGUCCAUUCUUACUGUUCCUUGGGUAGAACUAGGUGGCAAAGUCAGCGUCAACUGUACAAAGACGGGAUACUCAGCCAGCAUCACUUUUCACACUAAGCCGUUUUAUGGUGGCAAACUGCACCGCGUCACAGCUGAAGUGAAGCACAACGUUUCCAACACUGUGGUGUGCAGAGUACAGGGGGAGUGGAACAGUGUUCUGGAGUUCACCUACAGCAAUGGCGAGACCAAGUGCGUGGACCUGACUAAGCUGGCCGUGACGAGGAAGAGAGUGAGGCCUCUGGAGAAGCAGGAUCCCUUCGAGUCCAGACGAUUAUGGAAAGAUGUAACAGAUUCUCUGAGGGAAUCUGAAAUUGACAAGGCCACAGAGCACAAACGUGCCUUGGAAGAACGGCAGAGAACUGAAGAAAGACAUCGGACUGAAACAGGCACACCCUGGACAACCAAGUAUUUUAUUAAAGAGGGAGAUGGCUGGGUUUAUCACAAACCCCUCUGGAAAGGAAUUCCAUCACAGCCAGCAGAGUGACACAUGCUUUCUGAGACUGGACCAAAUGAGGGUCUCCUGUAUCCCCAAGCCCUCUCAGACAAGUCGUUGCACUGAGUGACCUGCCUCCUAAUUGCACAGCCUGAAACUAGCUGAACACGAAUGUACCUACUCGAGCUCAUCACCCCGCAGCAAGACCAAAGUGUUCAGGACACGUGAUGGGCCUCUCGGCAGCCUGUUCACCAACGUGAGCAAUACCAUCUUAGAGCCUUCCACCCCCCAGUACGUGUGUCAUCUUAUAUCUGCUCGAGCCCCUGUUUGUGCGGGGCGGCAGAGGACAGCAGUGAGAACUCAGCGACUCUGGUUCCUUUGUAGUGAAAAGUCAGGUCCCUUGCAGAGUCCACACUGAAGUCCUCACUGCUCUUCCAGACCAAGAGGGAGAAUAGCGGGACCUACAAGUGGAUCGCGCCAUUGUGCCUGAAGUCAGUGUUCACAUCCCAAGGCCUCUUCCUUCGGAGGCUGUGCCUGCGCCCGAUGAAGCCCAUCACUUGCUCUGUUGGAACUCUCUUUUAAAAGGGUAUUUAUAAUUAGAAUUGUAACCAUGGAGGAAUUUUUUCUUCUAAGCAUUUUAAUAUACUUGAAAACAACAUUGACUUGAAAAAUUUCAGAACAUUUUUCAAUACCUAGUUUUAUUAAAUAUUACACUUAAGAGACAAUUUUUUAAAAUAUGUUCAUGUCAAUAUGAGAUUUUGGCCUUUCUCAAGAACUAAGGCAUUAAAAAAAAUAGCAAAUACUAAAAAACAAAGCUGUUACUUUUUCCGUACCUCUUCUCAUUUGUAGGUUCGUAUUCAGUAUUAUGUGCUCUCCUGAGUAAGUUUGCUUUAUCUGACCUCUGUUCACUCAAAAGUUAAAACUAAAGCCUGUUCAUGUCUGUCAGUAAUUCAAUUAUGUCCGUGACUGAGUGCACGCAAAGUAGGGUUUAUUCCAUUUCCAAGGAAAUCUAGAAGCUGAGGAAAGUGAGAUAGAGGCAGGAAUGUGCACUCAGGUAGAAAUUGGGUUUUUAUUGAUAUUUUAGUGGGGUUGAAGAAUUGCCGGCCAUGAACAGAGUAGUGCUAAUUAUGGUUUCAUUUGAGUGUUUGCUGAGCGCCCCCUCGUGGUGCUGGCCGUUACUGCAAGCUCCCUUCACUGUCCCAGAGUGGUGCCUUACCCUGCUCCUGCCCGUGGUCUUCCAGCUGGUGUGCGGAAGGAGCGCACACCUGUCACUCAGCCGCCGAGCCAGGCGGCUGUGGCUGUGCUCUGAGAACCUCUUUCUUUAGAAGGGUUAAAAGGAUGAAAACAGCAACAAUGAUUUUUUUUUCAGCAAAUUGUAAAUUAAAAGAAUUGGUUUGUGUACAACCAUUUUAAUGAUUCCCUUUUCAUUUUUGCUGUGAAGUGCACUGAAAAAAGAAAUCUCAAAAUGAGCUAUAGUUCAUGUGUUGGGAAAAUUGAAAAAUAAUAAAAAUAGAGAACAGCAA
Molecule: messenger RNA, 4384 nt
Organism: Alexandromys fortis (reed vole)
Lineage: Eukaryota; Metazoa; Chordata; Mammalia; Rodentia; Cricetidae
Gene: Osbpl11
Product: oxysterol binding protein like 11
Exons: 12
Coding region: 696-2912 (738 amino acids)
Cellular component (GO): cytosol; intracellular membrane-bounded organelle; membrane
Molecular function (GO): sterol binding
Source: RefSeq, a predicted model, not a curated record